Messenger RNA from Cercospora beticola, 1056 nucleotides. Lineage: Eukaryota; Fungi; Ascomycota; Dothideomycetes; Mycosphaerellales; Mycosphaerellaceae. The record is from RefSeq and is a predicted model, not a curated record.
AUGUCCCAGUCCACAGUUGAGAAGAGCAAUGAUGCCGUGCGACCGCCUCCGCGACGCGCGAUCGUUGGUGACAUCGAAGCCAUGCAACACACAACCAAUAUCGAUCGACGACAGUGCUCUCGUGUCGUUCCUCUUAAAGUCCUCUGUCUCGGCCUCUCGCGUACCGGCACGGCUUGUGAGUCUACCUCCACCCACCACAUCUUGGUAACAUGGUGUAGAUAUGAUCAGAGCGACGGGAAAGAAUUCAUCAAUGGACGACUCAUGCUAAUGAUCGGGCCACCAGCACUCCGACAAGCCCUCCUUGACCUAGGCUACUCCGACGUCUACCACUAUGCAGCCAUCCUCAACGAAAAUCCCCGUGAUGCCGAAAUGUGGAACGACGCUCUCGACGCCAAAUACGACCCUUCCGGCACCCACAAGAAGCCUUUCACACGCAAAGACUGGGACCAACUUCUGGGCCACUGCAUGGCGACCACUGAUACUCCUACCGUAAUAUUCUACCGCGAACUUCUGGAGGCUUAUCCCGAAGCGAAAGUCAUCCUGACUGUACGUGAUAGUCCGGAGGCAUGGGUCAAGUCGUAUCAGAGUACGAUUGGACAGUAUGCGCUUGCUAUGAGGCCGCCGGCCACGUUCUGGGGAAAAUUUGUUAAAUGGGCAUUUGCGCCGAGGGACGAGUUGGGUGAGGGAUAUUUCAACAGGGUGGUGAAGUGGUAUGAUAUGAUUGGAAUCUUGAUGAGGGAUUUGGAGAAGGGGACGAAUGAGGAUAGUGUGAAGUACUACACAAGCUAUAACGAGGAGAUUCAAAGGUUGGUGCCGAAGGAGAGGUUGUUGGUUAUGAAUGUUAAGGAAGGAUGGAAACCUCUUUGUGAUUUCUUGGACGUCGCGAAACCAGAGUGGGCAUUUCCGCAAGUCAAUUCUACGGAGGACUUUGGUCGUCGAACCGCAAAGAUCAUCGAUCACUUUGGUGGAGUCAUCAUGUGGAACAUGGCGAAAACACUUGUACCAGCUGUUGCUCUGGCAGUCGGAGGUCUCGCGUGGUGGAUGCGAUCAAAGUGA